Molecule: messenger RNA, 1153 nt
Organism: Spirodela intermedia
Lineage: Eukaryota; Viridiplantae; Streptophyta; Magnoliopsida; Alismatales; Araceae
Source: the annotation of a GenBank genome assembly
AUGGCCUGCUCCUCCUCUCUCCCUUGGCAACACUUGCAGCACACCAUAGGUGGGCCAGCUCAUCCAUUCCUCCCCUUCCAAUGGUGACAGCUCUAGCAACGAUAAUGGGUCUCUUCCUUUGGCGCAGCAAGAAGAGGAUCAACCAAAGACGCCCCUACGUGAGGCUGCUGUUCUCUCCCCAUGACCAUCAGAACAAGAGGGAGAAAUUAUUUUCAUUUUGUUCUUUUGACUUUUAUAUAUUUAAACCUCUUUUAUCCUAAUUAAUGUAAUCUAAAUUUUGUGAAACUCUAUUUUCCUUUGCCUCAUCAAUUAUGAAUAGUCAAAGUCAUUGAAGGAAGUGGGGAAUCAUCCUUGCUAGCUAUUUAUAAUUUAUUUACAAGGUGGCUAGUUGAACCUUGAGAAAAAUCAUCCUCUCAACGUGUAUUGAAUUUUUUUUUGUGGCUGCUAAAUUUCAAAGAGUAAACAAAAUCAGAAUAUGAUCAUUAAUUAAUAUACAUCAACUAAUUCAAAACUCUCCUUGUGUUUGACUUGGUUUUCUACUAAUUCAUCAAGAAAUUAUUCCUAUGAAAAUUAGUUUAUAAAUUUAAGAUUAACAAUCUUAAUAAUAGUGACUUAAGAGAGAUCAGCCCACUAGUCAACUAGGCCUACAAGCAGGUCGAAAACACAGUCUAAUAGAGCCACAAGUAAGGGGCUCAUGUGACUAAGGAUUGGUAAGGGGACACAUGUGUGUAAUUCCCCUUUCACGUCACUAGUGGACAGCCAAGUGUGGGCCAAAGAGUGGUCGUACACAUGUGAGAGAGAGACUUAUUGAUCACAAAAUCUUAUGUUAUUAAAUAUAUGCCUCAAAACUCAAAAAAUAAUCAAUGUGAGACUAAAUUGGCGCACAACUUCUAGGAAGGUUUUUAAUAAUUUUAAUGCCUAAGUUACCCUUUAUUCAUGAAAAAGAGACACCCUUAUGAUGUCACUUUAUAAGGGUAUUCACGUACUUAUUUUACUUUCUCUUAUGUAGACAGGCGACUAGCGAGAAUCGAAUCCCACCAGUGUCAAAACUCAUAUAUUUAUCUAAUUAAAAUCAUAAUUUUCUUACAAAUUAGUUGUCAACAAUUAAGCUGCCAGAAUUAUUCAAUCAUCAACGAAAAUGUUGUCAACAUGA